CCAGCGCGUCGCAUCGCUGAGCGGUGUUCAGCACGGACUGGCAGCACCAGUGCGACCCAUCGCAGAGCUCACCUGCCGAGAUAUUAUAUAUUUUUCUCUAUCCUUUUCAAAAGAAGAAGAAAAGUGUGGACCGACGGAGAGCCCUGACGUCACCAUGCCAAGUAGAGACUGAAGGUUCGGGUCGUGGUGAGGAGGAGAAGGGGUGUUAACACUGCGGGUGUGCUUGGGGUGGCCUCUCCAUCGCGGUGAACACCUUUCGGGCUCAGAGCGCGCUCGGUAAGAUGAUGGACGGCUGGAUGCCGCUGCUGCUGUUGGCUCUCCUCGCCAUUGCGGGAGGCGGCCUCGGGGCAGACACAGAGGAGCGCUUGGUGGAGCAUCUCCUAAACCCAGCCCACUACAACAAACUGAUCCGUCCUGCGACUAAUGGCUCCGAGCUGGUUACCGUGCAGCUGAUGGUGUCAUUGGCCCAGCUCAUCAGUGUGCAUGAAAGAGAGCAGGUGAUGACCACCAAUGUCUGGCUAACACAGGAGUGGCAGGACUAUCGUCUGACUUGGGUCCCUGAGGAGUUUGACGGAAUGAUGAAGGUCAGGCUGCCCUCAAAACACAUCUGGCUGCCUGACGUGGUGCUCUACAACAAUGCUGAUGGGGUGUAUGAGGUGUCGUUCUACUCUAACGCAGUGGUCUCCUACGACGGCAGUAUCUUCUGGUUGCCCCCGGCCAUCUAUAAGUCAGCCUGUAAAAUCGAGGUCAAGCACUUCCCAUUUGACCAGCAGAACUGCACGCUGCGCUUCCGCUCCUGGACUUACGACCGCACUGAGAUCGAUCUGGUGCUCCGUGCUGAUGUGGCAAGCAUGGACGACUUCACACCCAGCGGGGAGUGGGACAUCAUCGCCCUGCCAGGCAGACGGAACGAGAACCCAGCUGACCCCACCUACGUGGACAUCACGUACGACUUCAUCAUUCGCAGGAAGCCUCUUUUUUACACCAUCAACCUCAUCAUCCCAUGCGUACUCAUCACCUCACUGGCAAUCCUGGUCUUCUACUUGCCGUCUGACUGUGGAGAGAAGAUGACGCUCUGCAUCUCUGUGCUGCUGGCGCUCACUGUGUUCCUGCUGCUAAUCUCCAAGAUCGUCCCACCAACUUCACUAGACGUCCCGCUCGUGGGGAAGUACCUGAUGUUCACCAUGGUCCUUGUAACUUUCUCUAUCGUUACCAGUGUGUGUGUGCUCAAUGUACACCACCGCUCGCCCACCACACACACCAUGCCCCCUUGGGUUAAACUGGUGUUCCUCAACAAACUUCCUGCCUUGCUCUUUAUGCGACAACCCAGGAACAGCUGCGAGCGCCAGCGGCUGCGCCAAAGGAGAAGGGCCCAGGAACAGAAGGAGGGUGGGCGCAGCGGGGAGGCAGGCGCCCUGAUGGUGGGGCUCGGGCUGGGCAAUAGCGGCGGAAACGGAGGAGCAACCUCCACAGGGGUGUUCGGCAAGGAGGACAGUGACCCUUGUACCUGUUACGUGAACCGGGCGUCUGUUAAACAGUUUGGAACGGAUCUGGGAGGUGCAGGAGGGGGAUCCAUGGAUGGUCUUAACAGGGUGAGGGACGGCCGGGAAGGCAACUCUGGAAACCUGCCACGGGGGAAGCAAGGAACGGGAGGUCCUGCCCUGACUCAGGCCCUGCUAGCUCAAGCCUGUCCAGGCUUUGAGGAGGCUGUAGAAGGAGUACGCUUCAUCGCCAACCACAUGAAGAGUGAGGAUGAUGAUCAGAGUGUGAGCGAGGAUUGGAAGUACGUUGCCAUGGUGAUUGACCGCCUCUUCCUGUGGAUCUUCGUGUUCGUGUGCGUGUUUGGCACAGUGGGCAUGUUCAUGCAGCCGCUCUUCCAGAAUUACACAGUCAAGACCAUCACCAGCCCGCCAGGCUGACCACUGGCAGGAAGCGAACGCGAUGACGGACAGCUCCCCCGACCAAUCAGUACAGCAGGACAAGGGCUGGUGGUGGGUGGGGGAGUUGAGUCUGGGUUUUAUUGUGUCUAUUAAACUGGAACCAGGACUGGAACUAAACAGCAAUCACACCCAUUACCUUUAUAGUAACGUUUUUUGCAAUGAAAAACUGUUUUUCUUGUAUGAAGAGAAAAAGGAAAACACCAUCAUACUCUUACCUGCAGUUUUUUGUCCAGAUGUUUAAUGGACUGACCUCCCCUUUCUGGUGGAAAGGUCCAUCCCUGCUCUCCUCUUCAUUCAGUCAGGGAGCGAGGAUGCUCUGAUUUACUCCUUGUUGAACCUCACAGCAGCCAAUCAACACUUUCUGUGCGACGCUGACUGCUUAAUUGACACAUUGACAUGCCCGCUUUCAACUAUGACAUUACUCAUUCAUAAUAUUGACUGAUGUCAGUAGGAGCUAAUCAGAAAGGGAAGGGAGGUUCAUAUCAAGGCAUUAUACAUUUCUUUUAUUUUUUUAGAAAUCCACUACGUCAGUGAACCGAUUCAGUAUAUUUUAUCAUAGCAUAGCGGCUUACCACAGUAUAGCAUUAGGAAUAUAUUAUUAAGAUUUCUCUAUGUGUUAGCUCAUGCAAGGGUCUGUUGCUGAUAGACAAGCUACAUUGUGUUGAUUGUAUAGAUUAAACAAGAAUGUGAUAUAAACUGUACUACACAGCCUGUGAUGCGCACACUAACACAAUAUGCGUACAAGCAACAGAUGGAUGGAAAAUACAUAGAGGAGACUGGAAUCAAAGAAAGAGCCAGGUUGCAUUAUUAGAUGAAAGUCAAAGGGAUAAAGUAAUAGAUUAUGCAUGGACAGUUUUUGCUUAGAAAGAUGUGCACAUUAAGUAGAGAACAACGGCAGCCCACUGUGCCAGAGUGCACAG
This is a messenger RNA of Larimichthys crocea (large yellow croaker), 2860 nucleotides long. It is a transcript of the gene chrnb2, whose product is annotated as cholinergic receptor, nicotinic, beta 2. NCBI's taxonomy places the organism in Eukaryota, Metazoa, Chordata, Actinopteri, Sciaenidae. Gene Ontology annotation, biological process: monoatomic ion transmembrane transport. Bases 282 to 1919 code for a protein of 545 amino acids. Gene Ontology annotation, molecular function: transmembrane signaling receptor activity; acetylcholine-gated monoatomic cation-selective channel activity. The transcript has 6 exons. The record is from RefSeq and is a predicted model, not a curated record. Gene Ontology annotation, cellular component: postsynaptic membrane.